AUGGACCUUCGAGAAAGUAGGGUGACAGAAAUGAUCCAAAGGGAUGACAGAUCAAAGUGGUUAUCAUAUAGCAAUCAUAACAUAAAAUGCUUCACAAAGGGCGAGAUGGGAAGAAUUACCAGCAACUAUGGAAAUAUCAUUGGAAAAGGCAGCUUUGGAGAAGUUUAUAAAGGUAUUCUCCAAGAUGGGAGUACAGUUGCAGUCAAGAGAUUUGUGCACAAUGUGGAAGAAGAUUUUGCCAAAGAGCUGAAAGUCCACUCUGAAAUCAACCACAGGAAUGUUGUUAGACUCAUAGGGUAUUGUGCAGAGGAAAAUGCCCUAACGAUUGUCACUGAAUAUAUAUCUAAAGGGAACCUUAGUGAUGUUCUUCACAAUCACUGCAUUUCGAUCUUGUUGGAUACACGACUGCAGAUCGCAGUGGAGUGUUCAGAGGCACUGGCCUACAUGCAUUCACAAAUGUAUACUCAGGUCAUUCAUGGUGAUAUCAAGCCUUCCAAUAUACUGUUAGAUGACAAUUUCAAUGCAAAAAUAUCUGACUUUGGAGUAUCAAGACUAGUUAACACAGACGCCACCCUUUUCACUGAACAUGUAAUGGGGAGCAUAGGUUACAUGGACCCUUUGUUUGCUCGCACCGGGCGUCUAACCUCAAAGAGUGAUGUUUACAGUUUUGGAAUCGUUCUGCUCGAAUUGAUUACAAAGAAAAAGGCAACAACGAGAAAUGGGAAAAUCGGCAUUGUUGAAUGUUUCACCCAAGCUCUUGCAACACAGACCAUAACCAUGAGAGAGUUGUUUGAUGUUGAAAUCUCAAGCCAGAACAACAUGAAGGUUCUUGAAGCGGUUGCAAAGCUAGCAGGAGAAUGUUUGAGGAUGGAAAUGGAUAGACGCCUUGAGAUGGUAGUUGUGGCAGAACGCCUUCGGGCGCUCAGGAAAACUCAAGUUCAAGGAAAACAAAUGCUCAUUAAAUUUCCUUGGGGAUGGAGGAACAAGCCUUCCAACUUGUGCCGACAUUUCUCACUUACGGAGAUGAAAUCCGCAACAGGAAACUUUAAUGAGUCGCACCUUGUUGGGCUGGGUAGAUCUGGCAAAGUUUACUAUGGACUGAUUGAUGAGGGAGCAACCGAGGUGGCUAUCAAACGUGGCAUAGUUGUGCAGGAUGUGAACUUUCACGAAGAAAUAGCAAGAACAGAAAAGCUCCGUCACCACCAUCUCUUAUCAUUGCUUGGUUACUGCAAAGAGAAUGACGAGAUGAUACUGAUCUACGACUAUAUGGCUCAUGGCACUCUGCAUGGGAGACUUUACGGCUACAACACCGAGGAGCCACCGCUUACGUGGAGGCAGCGUCUAGAUGUCUGCAUCGGUGCAGCUCGUGCCCUGUACUACCUUCACAAGCGUUCGAUCAUUCACGGUGACCUGACGACGACGAAGAUUCUGCUAGACAAGACAUGGGUCGCCAAGGUUUCACUUUCACGUGCAAUCUCACCGAAGCAGCAUUAUUGGUGUAACGACAAGGAAUCAGAUGUAUAUUCUUUUGGCGUCAUGCUGUUUGAGGUUCUGUGUGCUCGGGCUGCUUUUGAUCUCACUCUUCCAAGAAAUCAACUUAACUUGGUAGAAUGUGCUCAAAAUUGCAAGAAGAAGGGCAUCCUUGAUCUGAUUGUUGAUCCCUAUCUUGAAGGAAAGAUUGCUCCACGGUGCUUGAACAAGUUUUUUAAGACUGCUCAGAAAUGUGUCACUGAUCACCCUUCCAUGAGAGAAGUGCUCAAGGGCCUAGAGAUGUGUCUUUCGGAACAAAGCAGAGGCCUUGGUGAUGAUACAUCGGGCGAUGAUGGCACUAAUCGUCCUUCAACGGAAGAGCGUCGGCACAAGCUGGAGAUGUACCUUCAAGAGGAAAGCGGAAGCAAUGAUAGUGAGGUAGGGAUAUCAGAUGGCAAUGAAAGCGGAAGCUAUCUUAGGGAGAAGUUCGAGUUGCCCGAAUAG
Molecule: messenger RNA, 1974 nt
Organism: Lolium rigidum
Lineage: Eukaryota; Viridiplantae; Streptophyta; Magnoliopsida; Poales; Poaceae
Product: leucine-rich repeat receptor protein kinase HPCA1-like
Exons: 2
Coding region: 1-1974 (657 amino acids)
Biological process (GO): protein autophosphorylation
Cellular component (GO): plasmodesma; plasma membrane
Molecular function (GO): transmembrane receptor protein tyrosine kinase activity; ATP binding
Source: RefSeq, a predicted model, not a curated record